Molecule: messenger RNA, 2328 nt
Organism: Annulohypoxylon maeteangense
Lineage: Eukaryota; Fungi; Ascomycota; Sordariomycetes; Xylariales; Hypoxylaceae
Product: S-adenosyl-L-methionine-dependent methyltransferase
Exons: 2
Coding region: 213-2006 (597 amino acids)
Biological process (GO): rRNA base methylation
Cellular component (GO): nucleolus
Molecular function (GO): methyltransferase activity
Source: RefSeq, a predicted model, not a curated record
CCUGGAUCUACAGCGCCAGGACCGUACCUACUCCAGGGCUAGGUGCAGUCUUGACCUAUUAGAAUGACAAGUGGAGAUUGCGGAGUUAGAUUUCCAAGGUUAUCGAUUAAGAUUCUUUUAACUCUGCUAACCAAGAUUUUUACUCUUUUGGAUUCUUCUAAUUCUAACCUCUGCUCAUGUACAAGCUGACAACCUGAGCAUGUGAUUGAAGAAUGUCUCUCUAUCAUGAAACAGCUGAUAUAUUAUCGGAAGCGCCAAUCAAUUCAUCUGGAGGCAAUUUAAAGACUCGGAUAUUCGGCAAGAAGGAUUUGAAAUCCCCCCAACAGCAAGUCUACGCCCUGGCCUUAGAGACAUGUAAAUGGAGCCCCGUGCUGAAGGAAGUCAUCGACAACUCUGAACUUCUACGUCAUGAGCGCAAGUUAAGUCCAUUGUUGGCCCUACUUCUCGCUCAUGAUUUCUUGCUUUCUAAGAGAGGCAUUGUUCUCCCUGCUACUCAUGGCCUGAGAAUCUCUAUUGAGCGGCAUAAAGCCCGAUUAAAUGCUGAGUUUACUAGAGCACGGCUGCGGAGGAAAGCCGGGUCGAUCCAAUCCUUGAGGGAACAGAUAACUACCCAGUUCUUAGGUGAGGCAGCCGGCUAUCCCCGAUGGGUACGUGUAAAUACUCUGAAAACAACCGUCGAGGAUCAGUUGGCAACCACAUUUACUACCUUUACUAGGGUUCUUAGUAUCAAUGAAGUGACUUCUACCCCCGGGAAAUUCCUGCACGUGGAUGACCACAUACCAAACCUUCUGGCCAUCUCCCCAGGGUUUGAGAUAACUAAAACGGAAGCAUACACUUCCGGGGCUUUAAUAUUACAGGACAAGGCCUCAUGUUUUCCGGCUUAUCUAUUAGACCCUCGUUUUGAAGAUGGCGAUGUUAUCGAUUCUUGCUCGGCUCCCGGGAAUAAGACGACCCAUCUUGCUGCCAUCGUGUAUUCUCGGACCCCAGAGAAUGAGCAGUGUUCACAAACGGUAUAUGCGUUUGAGAAAGACCCAAAGCGCUCACGGACGUUAGAAAAGAUGGUGAAGCUUGCCGGAGCUAAGGAAAUUACGCGGAUGAGCUUUGCUCAGGAUUUUCUCAGGGUUGAUCCAAAUUCCGAGAUGUUCGCUAAUGUUGGAUGUUUGUUGCUUGACCCUAGUUGUUCGGGGAGUGGCAUAGUCGGCAGAGAUGAUAUGCCUACAAUACACCUCCCUGAAACUCCAGGCACGUCAAAGAUGCCGCUAGCCAACUCAGGACGCAAGCGUAAACGAGGUGGCUCUGAUACUAAACAAGAAACGACACAGCCGAUCCUGGUCGAUGAUGACGGGAAAGAGACUAUAGUCUCUUCUGAAAACGAACUAAAGGCCCGCUUAGAAGCUUUAUCAUCAUUCCAGCUUACUUUGCUACUUCAUGCUUUUAAAUUUCCUGCUGCUAAGAAAAUCACCUACUCAACUUGCUCGAUUCAUCCUGAGGAGAAUGAACAAGUGGUCUUGAAGGCGCUACAAACCGAUAUUGCUGAGGAAAGAGGUUGGCGCGUGCUACGUAGGAACCAGCAAGUCCGUGGUAUGCGGGAAUGGCCGGUCCGCGGGUCUAUCGACGGGAGCAACGGUGAUCCCGAUAUCGCCGAGGCGUGUAUUCGGUCUUACAAGGAUGACGGCCGGGGGGUCAUGGGCUUCUUCGUCGCUGCUUUCGUUCGCGACGUACCAUCGAACUUCGAUGGCGACGGACCUUAUCUUCGCGAUGAUGACGGUCGAAUCAUUAGAGAUGUUUCGGGCAUGCCAACCCUUAAGCCGGAGUAUAAGUCCAGGUCUUCAAGUGACGUUGAACCACCUAGGACAACACAGGACGGUCGCCCCGAGGGUGGAAACGAUGGAGACGAUGGAGACGAAGACGACGGCGGGAGUGUCUCCGGCGAUAUAGAUGAAUCUGGUAUUGAUAGUAUCUCAAGCGAUAAUGACGAUGGCGAAUGGAAUGGGUUCACGGAUUGAAUUUUGAACGGCAUCGAUUAGGUUUAUACCCUGGAUUUUUCUCAUCUAGAAUAAUGUGGAGUGAAUAAAAUGGGAGUCUUAACGUUCGGUAUAUUGCGAGAAGCUAUUAUAACUACCUACUUCAUUAUGAAAUAGUGAAUUGCUAUGUUGAUAUAAUACAAUAUAUAGAUAGAUUAAGAUAUAAAUAACUACGGCGAUUGUACGUUAAACCUUAGGUCCCUACAGGUAGGAAUAAUAACAAGUCUCCUCCGUAGAGUUACCCCUUAAAAAGCCGUAUCUAUCCGGUAUGCCUCUAUAUCCACCCUAGAAAUAUCUAGAUAAA